UUUUGUCCAUUUAUCGGCAGCGAUGGUGAAAAAGCGCGGGGUCGUCACUGCGCAGGUGCCGUCGGAAGCUUCCUCCUCCAAGAAGCACCGUGGAGACGACGGGACUUCAUCGGGUCCAUCAGUGUCACCGGCGAAGAAGAAGGAUGCUGUGCAUGCACAUCCAAUAGCUGCAGCACCGGUCGCAGCACUCGUACCACCUUCGACGUCCGUGCUGCGUGACUUGAUCUUGAAUGUCCAACGCGGGCAACUGGAUGCUGUGGUGAAGACGCUCAACGAGUUCCGUACAGGUGUGCUGGUAGACGAAACCACAGGCGAAGUAUCGUCGACGUGUCCGUUGCUGCAAGCGUACUUGCAGAUCUCGCCGCAGUCGGAACCGCUUGUGGACUUGUGGGGCAGCGCACUGUGGUUGGAAGACAAGUCGCGUCAGAUCAUUCCUGUCGUGAUAGAGCUGCUAACGUUUGUGUUCCAGUACCUCCGAGUCCAGUCUCCCGCGGUCGCGGAAGCGGUCGCGCUCCACGUGCUCAAGACCAAGAUGGAGUUGAUCUCCAAGCAACUGAGUUGGUCAGAUAAGCCCCAUGUGGAACACGCGACCCUUGCCUUGUGCACGUCCAUGGUGACCCUCCACCCGCGUAUCGCGCGCGAGUUCGUCCGGCUCUUCGACUUCACCGCGAAAGCCUUCGACAAACUAUGCGUCCGCCGGUCCAAGCCCUUUGACGUCGUCGUCCUUUCCCGUCCUCCCCGCCAGAUCAACGUCCGACAUGCGUUCGUCCAGUUGAUUCUCGCACUGGUCACGACGGACGACCAACAUAUCCGUCGCUUUGCCCUCAAAGGCGACGGCAUCGCCCACGCGCUCUUCAAGAGCAUCGACGACGACACGUACGAGGACGUGACGUUGAUCCUGUCGACGCUGGCGGCCGCCGUGCUUGCGUCCACGGACGUCCGCGGCAAGCGCGCCGUCUACUCGUCCUUUGCCAUCUCGCAACUGGUCAAGCUCAUCGAUUCGUCGGAUGCGCGCAUCGUGGCGCUGGGGACACAGACGCUGGACGCGCUCUUUUUCCACGACAAGGCGCUGUACCGCGUAUCCCAAGCGGCGACGCUCGCGCACCUCGAGCCCGUCACGUCCCCGGACGACACGUCAUCAUCUUCCGAGACUGGCGCCAUGAAGGUCCUGCUCAAGCUGCUCGCGUCGUUCGACUUGACGGCGACGAUGGCGCACCCGACCCGCGAAGCGCUGCUGUUCCGGUUCGUGUCGACGUAUCCGGCGCUGAUUGUAGUCGUGUUCCAGUCGUUCCAUGCCGUGAUGGAACCGCGGCCGUCGUACAAGUGGUUUGCCGCGGCGUCGUUCGUGCUCAAAGCGCUGCGCCUCCCGCUCACGGCGCUAUCUGAGACUUCAUCCAAUGAUGGCCAAUACCUCAUGGAAGCGCCGCUCGUCAAGCUGGUGUGGCCUCUGGGCAUGCAAAAGAAGGAUCUGUCCAAGGCGGUGCAGCACACGGACCUAUUGGUUGUGCACACGGCGCUCAAUUUGCUUCUCGUCGUGCUCAUGCGCGCCGCGGCCUUGAUGAGCCAAGGGCGGGGGAAUGGCGGCGGCGAUCUGUCGUUGCAGCAUGCGGUGCGCAGUCUCGUGCCGCCGCCCGAGCUCAUCGUGGCGCUGUGCACCAAGUACCGCACGUCCACGACGGACCCCGUCAUUGCCGACAAGAAGCGCGCGACGAUCUACGGCAAGACGCUGUCCGUGCUGCAGCUGUACUUUACCCACCUUCCGCAACUCAUGACCGAGACCAAGUUCGACUUGUCGAAACUCGUCGCGCCAAACCAACCGCUGCCGCUUCGAGGCGCGGUGCUGGGGCUGCUGGACGUCGCCGAGCCGUCCCGGUUGGCGUGGAUUGUGCUGGGCGACACAUCCAAGCUCAAGAUAUUGCUCCAGUACGCCACGGCACCCGCGUCCGCCGUGACGCCGCUGGCAGUCCGCGUCGUCCGGCGGGUCCUGGCGUCUCUGCACACGUUUGGCGUCGCGGAGCCGCAGCCGGACGUGCCCCACGAGAUCGACCUGUGGCUGCGGCCGCUGGUGACUUCGCCUUCCGAAGCGGCGACGGCGUUCUUGGACGUGUUGGUGCGCGGAGUCGCGGCUCAUCCGUUUCACUUUGUGAACGACCGCACGAGCCCCAUGACUCAAGCGCUGGUCGCGUACUUCCAACGCGACACGUUUCCAUUUCAGAUCAAACACGUCGACGAGCCAUACGCGGUGAGUGCGUACGGCGUGCAAGUGCUGGCCAAGCUCGCGGCGUUGUAUCCUCCCACGUGGUCGCUCCCGCAGCAAUGGACGGACGACGACAGUGGCGGCGGCACCAACGACCGCGAUCCACUGCGGUUGGUGGCGACUCUAGCUACCGCCACUACCAACCACCACCAAUCGACAACCCAUCACAAGCCGGCUUUGCCGUCGACCAAGGACACGAUCGCCCACCUCACAAGUCCCAACCAACCAGACAACAACAAGGGAGUGGUGGUGGUGCUCACUGAAGAAGUGUUGACUGGAGUAUGGGCUGCGACUGGGUCGUUUGCAGUCAUAUGGGACUACUUUCGAGCCCAUCCGACCGAAUCUCUCUUCUUUUUCCAAGCCAAUCAGACGAGUCCGUGCCUCGACGCCGUGGUGCGCCCCGCCGCCAGUGUAAGUCCGCUGGUACGUCAGUUCGUCGACAGCUCCCCCGUGGACCUGGUGCUAUCGUCGCUGUUUUCUCCGCUUGUGCUGCUAUCUCCAUCUCGAACGUCCCCAGUCGACGCCAAACACAUUGUCUCGUACUUGGAACGCAAAGCUUGUACCAUCUUGGACAUCGUCGACGUUCAAGUGGCCAUAUUGGACCUCGUGCACGGCUUGAACGUGUACCGCCAACGCCGAUUGAACCUGGAAGCCAUCACUGCAGAGUACACGGCCGCCGUGGCCGUAUCCAUCACGGCGCUGCAUUUUUUGCUGCUCUGGGGCGCCCACCACGGACGCUAUCCCGCCGCGUUCUAUCAGGUCGUAUGGCGGUCUACUGAGUUUGGCGACGAGGAUAGCGACGAGGUGCUGCUGCGGUGGAGUGUGCUGCCUUACUUGCUGAGCUCGUUCGUGCCGGACGCGACCACGUCGGCCUUCUUGACGGACCAUCCGGUGGACCAAGCGUCGCCGCUCAGUGCGGUGCUGCUCCCACGGCGCCAUCUGUCGUCCGCGCAUCUCCUCGACGCCCUCGCCGCCGUCCUCAACUGUCCGCGGGUCAACGCCCCGCUCGUGCGCCACUUGAUUCGGCUUACAAGCACCCAGACCCUGCCCCGCCCGCACUUGCUGCAGAAAGUGUUUGCGUUCUGGCAAGCUCACGACGACGACGACGAGGCGGCGGCGGCUCCGUCAGUCGUGAAAAGCUGGAUGCUCCACUACGUCCUCCAUCACCCACUCAACGAGUGCGCGGUGGCCGUCCCGCUGUUCGACGCGUGCUGGACUCGUCUCCAGACCUGCCAUCAUUCCCAGCUCAACCUCCGCAUCCUCGAAGCGCUGAUCCAACGCUCCCCCGCCUGCCGCGCCGAGUUUACCCGCGUGCCCGACACCCCUUCCCGCCGCGUCUCGACGUCGGUGGCCGGCCUCACGAGGCUCUGCGCGGCGUACCUGUCGUCGCUGCCUCUAGUUCCGUCGUGCGUGUCGUGGAUCGAAGCCGUGGUGCUGCCUGCGUUCGUGGACCAAGUGCUGGACGCCCCCGACACUCUACACACAUGUUCCAUCUCCGCAUUGGCGGACGCGUACGCGACGCUGUACUCGUCGUCCGAUGAUGCAAAGGAGUUGGCGCACUUGGAGUGGCUGUCGGACGUAUUGGCCACCAAGAAGCACGCCGUGCCCAAGUCGACGUUGCAACUGCUGCUCUUGACGGCCCAGUACAGUGAUCUGUCCAAGCAAGCGUCCAAGUGCGUGAGCUUUGGGUUGGCCCAACUCACCCUCCAUGCCAUACAUCACGAGGAUGCAACAGUCGUGGAUGAUGCCAUCGCGACCUUUACGCGGCAUGUACUGACCAGGUAUGGCCUGCCCAAGCGCGUGCCCGAAUCUGCGAUACAGUCGUUCGUGACCCACUUGCCACCCAAUUGGGUCGCUUGUGAGCCGUUGCUGGAGCUAGUGGCGACUCUCGUUCCCUUGUAUCCGUCGCUGAUGGACAUGUCCUCGCUGCUGGAGCAACUCGUGGACGCGUUCGACGCUUCGUUUGCCAGCAACGCGGCGGAAAUGUUCGUCAAGACCCUCGGCGUUGUGAUAUUGGCUUGCAAUCACCCUCCUAUUCCGUCGAGUGUCGUGUCGGAAGCGUUCCUGCGACAUGUGCUGGCGGCGUACGGCGCCACGCUCUCCCCCCUGGACCUCUUACUCAAAGCCGUCGUCGACGCAAUAGUCGUCGUCGCCGGGGAGGAUCAUGUGACGCUCGAACGCGUCGGGUACUGCUUUGGAAGCAAGGCCAACCACGUCGCGACUGCCGAUUUGGACCAGCACUGGCUGCUUGACGAGAUCGACGCCGACAUGAUGAACACGUCCAUCGCGCACUUCCCCAUCGACCGGCCGUUCCAUGGAUCAGCGUACGCAUCGUCUUCUCGUGAUAUGUACGAUCCGGCGUACAUGCUGCCGCUCAUCGCGCACACGAUCUCGUCCAGCGCCAUCCCCGACCGCCACCUCCUUUCAUCUGGCAUCUUGGGAUAUGCCAUUUGCGGCCUCUCUGCCCACGACGCGACCCUCCGAGCUCAUGCGUACGGCAUCGUCGCGACCGCCCACGAAUCCAUGAGUGCCACCGCCCGCACCUUUGACUUUAGCGAGCGCCGCCAAGUCUUUUUGCUGCUCGAGACCCUCAAAAACGGCAUCGCAGAGCCCCACGCCCGCCUCCCGUGCCUCCUCUCGGUGUUCGUCAAUGACGCCAUCGCGGCGCUGCUCAAGCCUGGACACUUUAUGUUUCCCCUCGUCAACGCCUUCCUCCUCUCCCGGUCCGCCCUCGACGUGAACGACGUCCCCAUGUUCUACGCGCUCUUUAACAGCAGCUCCACCAUGUUUCGCGCUGAACGAAGCUGGCUGUUGCACUUGGUGAAACGAGGCGUCAAGCUUGACGUGGACGUGGAGCUGCUCCAGCGCCGCCACGUGUUCUCCAUCCUCCUCGGCUUCUUCGACUCGCCCCUCGCCGACGCCCACACCCAGGGGCUGGUGCUGGAAAUCCUGGCCACCGCCGUCGCCACCGCCGCGGGAAACGUCAUACUCGUGCACAAGAUGGGACUCCUGGCAUGGCUCCAAGCUGUGGCUAUCAAGCACGAGGGCAAGUUCACAGCGCUGCUUCUGUCGUUGGUUCAUACCUCCAUCCAGAGCUAUUACUUGUCGGAGAAACCUACCGACCGAUAUGCCGCCAAUACCAUGAGCCAACUGCACCAACUCUGUCGCACAUUAGUCGUCCAACAUCAGCAGUGUUUGAAACCCACCGACGUCCGAGAUGUCGACUUUGCUUUGCUCCCGGCCGUGCUCACGCAGUUUUUUACGUUUUGCACGCUGGCCAAAGCCCCGCCGUCGACGUCCGUGUGGUUCUCCCUCGACUUGCUCGACUCAACCACGGCGUUGCUGCCUCGAGAUUCCCCGUUUGCCCUCGCGUUGCUCCCACAUGUGGUGUGGUAUUUGCAGCGAAUUCCAGCCGCCCCCCGCGACUUCCAAUUCGGUCGGCAGACUUUUGAGCGGUGGGCCGGCGUCGUGUCGUGGGCCGUGGCCCAAGCCGCCACCUCCCGGAACCUUCCCCUCCAACUGGCCCUGCCGGACGCCGUGCUCGCAUUAACCCAAGCGGUUCGUGGCUUUCACGUCGACGUUGUCUAGCUGUACUUUUUAACUACUAUUAAUAGUAUAUCAUGGACUACUAACUACUACUAGUGGUUUGCAC
This is a messenger RNA of Aphanomyces astaci, 5909 nucleotides long. RefSeq lists its product as hypothetical. Gene Ontology annotation, cellular component: nucleolus. The coding region runs from base 23 to 5845 and encodes 1940 amino acids. The transcript is spliced from 7 exons. Gene Ontology annotation, biological process: maturation of 5.8S rRNA from tricistronic rRNA transcript (SSU-rRNA, 5.8S rRNA, LSU-rRNA); maturation of LSU-rRNA from tricistronic rRNA transcript (SSU-rRNA, 5.8S rRNA, LSU-rRNA). Lineage: Eukaryota; Oomycota; Saprolegniomycetes; Saprolegniales; Verrucalvaceae. The record is from RefSeq and is a predicted model, not a curated record.